AGAGAGAGAGAUGUGUAGAGCUAGCUAGUAGCUACAGUAGUGUCCACGGUAGCAGAGUGUCUUAAUAAGGGAGGGACAGAGAGAGAGAGACAGCCACUGAGACCCUAGUGGGAUAGCAGGCUACACUGGGACAGACUGAUUUUGUGGGAUUAACCGAUUAACAGGAUACGGAAUAACAGAUCACGGUUAAAGAGGAGGAGGAAGGAGAGAAAAGAGGAAGAGGGAGGUGAAAUACAGAGAGAGGAUCGACUUUUGACAGGUGUGAAGGAGAUUCAUGGGUAACCUCCUGAAAGUGCUGGCUUGCUCCGACCUAGAGCAUGGCCCAAUCAUUUUCCUUGACUUUGAACAUGCCCAGCCUACGGAGGCAGAGACGGCAGUAUGGAACCAGGUCAGUGCUGUCCUGGAGGAGGCCCACGGUAUCCUGGCUGAACUACAGUCAUACAACGGGGCGGGACAGGAGAUACGAGAGGCCAUCCAGAACCCAGGUGAUCUGCAGCUACAGGAGAAGGCCUGGAACGCAGUCUGCCCCCUGGUGGCCAAGCUCAAACGCUUCUACGAGUUCUCCCUCCGACUGGAGAAUGCCCUGCGUAGCCUGUUGGAGGCGCUGACGAGCCCUCCCUACGCUCCCAUGCAGCACCUGGAGAGAGAGCAGGCCCUGGCCAAACAGUUCGCGGAGAUACUCCACUUUACCCUCAGCUUCGACGAACUAAAGAUGACAAACCCAGCCAUUCAGAAUGACUUCAGCUACUACAGGAGAACCAUCAGUAGAAACAGGCUGAACAAUCAGCAGUUGGAGGCGGAGAACGAGGUGAACAACGAGAUGGCCAAUCGGAUGUCUCUGUUCUACGCCGAGGCCACACCCAUGCUGAAGACCCUGAGUAAUGCCACCACCAAGUUUGUGUCAGAGAAUAAGACCUUACCCAUUGAAGACACCACAGACUGCCUGAGCACCAUGGCCUGUGUGUGUCGCGUCAUGCUGGAGACCCCUGAGUACCGUUGUAGGUUCACCAACACAGACACCGUGUUGUUCUGUAUGAGGGUGAUGGUGGGAGUGAUCAUCCUGUACGACCAUGUCCAUCCUGUAGGAGCCUUCGCCAAGACAUCCAAAAUAGACAUGAAGGGCUGCAUCAAGGUGCUGAAAGAACAGCCUUCCAACAGCGUGGAGGGACUACUGAACGCAUUGAGGUAUACAACCCGACAUCUAAACGACGACAGCACCUCUAAACAAAUCAGGGCUCUUCUUCAAUGAAAGAUGGAAGAGAGGCGAGUGUGAAGGAAGGAGAGAGAGAGAGAGAGAGAGAGAGAGAGAGAGAGAGAGAGAGAGAGAGUGCACACAGAGGGAGGAGAAGUAAAAACGAAGGAGAACAAACUGUGUUGGCUGAAUCCUGUUUGUUUACAUGAAUGAAAAGCUAAAUGAUCUGAUAAAACUGAUGAGAAGAAGUUUAUGUAUUGUU
This is a messenger RNA of Oncorhynchus tshawytscha (Chinook salmon), 1454 nucleotides long. Its product is annotated as CYFIP-related Rac1 interactor A. The transcript has 11 exons. Gene Ontology annotation, biological process: regulation of actin filament polymerization. Gene Ontology annotation, molecular function: small GTPase binding. The record is from RefSeq and is a predicted model, not a curated record. The coding region runs from base 275 to 1249 and encodes 324 amino acids. Lineage: Eukaryota; Metazoa; Chordata; Actinopteri; Salmoniformes; Salmonidae.